AUGUCGGACCAUGAUGAACCGACAACAUCGAUGGCGUCUCAGCAGGUUAAAGUGAUACAAAUUCCGGUGAAUUUGCCCAUGCCACCGCAGCUGGCCAUGACAGGUAAUCUGGCAACGAAUUGGAAAAGGUUUUAUCGCGCGUGGAACAACUACGAAAUAGCAGCACGUCUGCGAGAUCCGAAUAACCCUAGUACAAAUAAAGAACUAAGAACAGCGACUCUGUUGACGUGCAUUGGAGCUGAUGCUCUUGAUGUGUUUGACGGACUGGACUUCGCGAAUGAAGACGAGUGAAAGGACAUCGAUGUUGUCGUAAGCAAGUUGGAAAAGUAUUGUAUUGGAGAGACAAAUGAGACGUACGAACGGUAUUGUUUUAAUAAAAGAGAUCAAGAGUCACACGAAACGGUUGAUGCUUACUUCGCAGCUCUUCGUACGUUAGCCAAGACGUGUAACUUUGGUAAUUUGAAAGACAACUUGAUAAGAAAUCGUAUUGUCAUGGGUAUUAAGGACAACGCCACACGAAAGAAAUUAUUGCAAGUCUCAAAGCUUACUCUGCAACAAAGUAUAGAUAUAGUUCGGUCUUGUGAAAAGACGGCGAAGCAACUCGAGUCGAUGAAAGUUGAAGGUGAGCAAGUGUUGGCUGUUGGAAAAGAACAGUACAAAGAGCAAAGGAAGCGAGUCGAGAAAAGAGAUGAAGAAGUGUUAAUCAAGUGUAAAUUUUGCAACAAAUCUCAUCCCAGAGAUAAGUUCAAAUGCCCAGCCUGGGGCAAAACAUGCUCAUUGUGUAAAAGAAAGAAUCAUUUCGCAGUCGUCUGUAAUGCUCAACGAAGACCAUUUAGCCAACGAAAGUCAGUAUCGGGCGUCAACGAUGAUACAGACUCAUCGGAGGGAGAAUAUAUAGCUCUGGUGGAGACCAAAGAAGAGGUAGGUGCAGUUAACUCUGAUCAAUACACCUACAAACCAAGUGCCCCCUUGAUGAUUAACAAAAACCUAGAAAGUUUUCAACUUGACAGUGGAGCCACAGUAAAUGUAUUAUCUAAAAGGACACUGGCAGGUUGUUUUCGAAAGCCUAUUGAGAAGAAGCUGGUAAAAACAAACACAACCCUUGUAAUGUACAAUGGGUCCGAAGUGAAGCCUAUUGGAAAGACAAGGAUUCAAGUUAUUAAUCCUAAGAAUAACAAGAAAUACAGUGUAGAGUUUAUGGUAGUGGAAGAGAAUUGCAAGUCCAUACUCGGGGCUAAAGCUAGUCAACUCAUGAACUUACUUGCAGUUAACAAAGAGAACAUUUUUACUACCGAGUCAAAUGUCAAAGAUGUACCCAAGUUUAUCACCAAACAGCAUCUCAUUGAGGAGUAUCCAGCAGUGUUCCAGGGUCAAGGAACUUUACCGGGCACAUUUCAUCUGGAGAUUGAUGAAUCCAUCUCCCCAGUCCAGCUCCCAACACGAAGGAUUCCACUGGCUGUGAAAGAUAAACUCAAAGUAGAGCUCAACCGACUAGUCGAUGUGAACGUCAUAGCUCCUGUAGAUACACGAACGACCUGGAUAUCGGCUAUUGUGGUUACAGUCAAGAAGAAUGGUGACAUCCGAUUGUGUAUUGACCCAAAGCCAUUAAAUAAGGCUCUCUAG
Molecule: messenger RNA, 1623 nt
Organism: Paramuricea clavata
Lineage: Eukaryota; Metazoa; Cnidaria; Anthozoa; Malacalcyonacea; Plexauridae
Source: the annotation of a GenBank genome assembly